CACUUUUGAUCUUGUUGUGAAGGCUCAACUCCCCUCUUUUAUUGCCGAGUCCAAUUGCAUCAUUUACUAUGACUUGCAUCUCUCUCUCCCUCCCUAGUCUCCAUAUCUUUCUCUCUCUCUCAUUCCAUUGAAAUUGAUGGCAAGAGGGGGUGGACUCUCCAUUGAUUCAGAUCCAAUUGGGAGCUUCCUCCCCCACGAGCCAAUAGUCUUAAACUCCUUCCCUGAAGACAACAAAGACAACAACAGUCGCCAACAACACAAGUGGAAACUUGGUACAAACAUGGAUGCCACUGUUAGCAGAAAGAGUUCUCCAUCAUCCACUUCUAACACUAACACCACCAUCCCCUUCCAAGACCACCUUACCUCUGAUGACAAGAUGCCUCACCUCGACGAGAUGAACUUCUUCCCCAACAAAAGCAACAAGGAUGAUGACGAUGACAACAACCUUGCCUCUGCCUCCACCUCUACACCUCCCUCCCUUGACCACCUUCAUCACACACAUGAUCAUUCCUCCGCUAUCUUGGGAUUGAAAGUAAACACUGGUUUGAAUCUUCUUACUACCAAUGCAAGCAGUGAUCAAUCUAUGGUGGUGGACGAUGACAUAUCCCCUAAUUCAGGAGACAAACGAGCUAAGAGUGAGAUGGUUGUUCUUCAAGUUGAGCUUGAGAGAAUGAAGGUGGAGAAUCAUAGGCUGAAGAACAUGCUUGAUCAGGUUAACAACAAUUACAAUGCCUUGCAGACGCAUUUGGUGAGUUUGAUGAAGGACCAGAUGGACAAGGAGGAUGAUAAACAACAACCGCAUCAAGUGUUUGAUGGAAAACUAGAAGAGAAGCAAGCUGGGAAUGGUGGUGGAGCCUUGGUGCCAAGACAAUUUAUGGAUCUUGGAUUGGCCACUAAUGCUGACACCAAUGAAACUUCGCAUUCCCAUUCUUCGUCCGUGAUAAGAAGUCAGGAUUCACCACCAACAAAUAAUACAGAGGUGGCAUCCAAGAAGAAUGGGGGUGCUAGUGAUGAAGGACUAGUGUUUGAUCAAGACAAGAAGGAAUUUGGUAGGGGAAUUGAAAGAGAGGAUAGUCCCUCGGAUCAAGGGGUAGCUGCUAAUAACAAUGUUCCAAAGUUUAGUCCUCCAAGAAAUGUUGAUCAAGCUGAGGCCACCAUGAGGAAGGCUAGAGUUUCUGUUAGAGCUCGAUCAGAGGCACCUAUGAUAACUGAUGGGUGUCAAUGGCGAAAGUAUGGGCAGAAGAUGGCCAAAGGAAACCCAUGUCCUCGUGCAUAUUAUAGAUGUACCAUGGCAGCAGGUUGCCCAGUGAGAAAACAGGUGCAAAGGUGUGCUGAAGACAGAACAAUACUGAUCACAACAUAUGAAGGGAAUCACAACCACCCUUUGCCUCCAGCAGCUAUGGCAAUGGCACAAACCACUUCCUCGGCAGCAAGAAUGCUGCUUUCAGGAUCAAUGUCAAGUGCUGAUGGCCUAAUGAAUGCAAGCUUCCUCACAAGGACACUCCUCCCUUGCUCUUCUAGCAUGGCAACUAUCUCAGCCUCAGCUCCAUUCCCAACUGUUACAUUGGACUUGACUCAGUCUCCAAAUCCAUUGCAGUUCCCAAAGCAACCAAGCCAAUUCCAAAUCCCCUUCCCUGGUGUCCCUCAGAACUUUGCCAAUUCACAAGCCUCAUUGCUGCCUCAGAUAUUUGGUCAGGCACUUUAUAACCAAUCCAAGUUUUCUGGCCUUCAAAUGUCUCAAGAUUCAGACCCUUCCCAAUUGAGUAAUCAAUCUCAAAGGCCACCACCACACCUUGCUGACACAGUUAGUGCUGCCAUUGCAGCUGAUCCAAACUUCACUGCAGCUUUGGCAGCAGCCAUCACUUCCAUUAUUGGGGGUGCACAGCCAAACAACAAUAGUACUACCAGUACUAAUUAUAAUGGCACCACAUCGACCAACACCAGCAAUGGCAAUAUUACAUCAAGCAACAACAAAUAAAAUCAACAAUUAUUCCAAUUUCUCAUGGAAAUUGAACUAGUCAUAGUUUUGUUUUAUUGUUCACAUGUUACUCUAUUCCAAUUUUUCUUCCCUUUAAUCUUUUGCUAGAUUAAUUUGAUUUUUCCCCCUGUCAAUUGAGCUCAAAAUUUAAGUUGAGCUGAAUACUGUUUUUCUCUUUUACAUUUGUUCGACUCAGGAUAUAUUAUUAUAAGAAGGAUAGUUGAUAUUCUUUUUUUUA
Glycine soja is the source of this 2216-nucleotide messenger RNA. Its product is annotated as probable WRKY transcription factor 31. Gene Ontology annotation, molecular function: sequence-specific DNA binding; DNA-binding transcription factor activity. Lineage: Eukaryota; Viridiplantae; Streptophyta; Magnoliopsida; Fabales; Fabaceae. Gene Ontology annotation, biological process: regulation of DNA-templated transcription. The transcript is spliced from 5 exons. Bases 137 to 1978 code for a protein of 613 amino acids. The record is from RefSeq and is a predicted model, not a curated record.